This is a messenger RNA of Platichthys flesus (European flounder), 3001 nucleotides long. It is a transcript of the gene lysmd4, whose product is annotated as LysM, putative peptidoglycan-binding, domain containing 4. The record is from RefSeq and is a predicted model, not a curated record. NCBI's taxonomy places the organism in Eukaryota, Metazoa, Chordata, Actinopteri, Pleuronectiformes, Pleuronectidae. The transcript has 3 exons. The coding region runs from base 106 to 927 and encodes 273 amino acids.
UAAGGAGCGGGCUGUGGGCAGGGAGCAGCGCAGGGACAGACUGCCGGUGAAGGCGGCGGCUUAUGUUACUGUUGUGAACACAUUUGUGAAGGUGUGUGAUUCAUUAUGCGGCGAGGGGAGCAUGCUCCACAGGCUUUCCAAGCCCCGGUGGACGUCCAUGCCAGCGCAGACGGUCAGGUGUAUAUGUUUAAUGGGAGACAGAAUGACUCAUCUGUAUCCUCAGACGACGAGGAGUUCAACGUCAUGGAGAUGAGACCGUUGGUUUCUCGAGAGCAGGGGCGAGACAGACUGAAGAAUGUCCAGCUGCUGGAGCGGAAGCUGGAAGAUGGCGACAAUCUCAACAAGCUCGCACUCCAAUACGGCUGCAAGGUGGCAGAUAUUAAGCGGGUGAACAACCUUAUGCAGGAGCAAGAUUUAUUUGCACUGACAUCCAUCAAAAUACCGGUACAGAAACACAGCGUUUUAACAGAGACUUACACUGAAAAAAAUGAAGAACAGAUGCCACACUCAUCUGAUUCACCAAUAAAGUCUCUAGACAGAGCCAGAAACCAACCACCUGCACAGGAAGUCACAGACUUUCUCAUGGAGGUGGAUAAUGACAUUGAGAAACUCAUUCAGACUUCGAACAAUCAAGAUGAGGACAUGUUGUAUAACUCAGAGAAAGAGCAAGGGUUUGGUUUCAGAGGACGGGGCCUGACCAGUCACGGAGCUGACUGGGGAAUCCAGUGGUGGAACGCUGUGGUGGCCAUGCUCCUGAUUGGCAUCAUCCUGCCAUUAUUUUAUGUCAUUUAUUUCAAGACGAAAGAUAACGGAGUCGUUCCACCAACAAAUGGCAAUGGCACUUUAGAGUCGUCCAUCACCUCUUCAAACAACUCAGGGACGGGGCUCAGCACAAAAGGAAUUAAGAGUUUUCAAGAACCAGGAUAGUGAAGACUAGAGUCUCAGACAACCAGAAACAUUUUGAGACUGUUGGUGAUGAUCAAGAUAAAGCCCUAUCUAUCAUUGAUUUAGCGCAGUGAAAUAUCAGCUUUUAUCAAGUUAAAAAGAGUGAAUUUUACCUUUUAUUACGGUGUAAUUGUGAAGAUGGAUGAAGAGCAUGGAAUCGUUACAUUGGAGUGAAGUUGCUCCAAGUUGGUUUCAUCCUACAUCCACACAACUACAUUUUUGUUUGAAAACGCAUUAAAUCUGCUACAGAUACGGUUAGAUCGGGUAAAAUGUCCCGUUUUAGUUUGAAAACUCAGGGGCUGCGUUUUAGUCUGGACUAACAGAAACGUAGAUGUUUGGAAACGAAGUCGUAGACACUCAUGACCGCCUGCCGAUUUGGUCACUUUGGUCAUAACGUAGUUUUUGUUGAUUUGUUUGGCUCCCAUCACAUGAACAGAAAACGAGCUAAUAUGCAGCGUUACUUAUACCUCGGAGCUCCGCCCUCAGAAGGAUGUCAUAUCCGAAUGACGCAAAUUGUGAUCGAUCCAGUUGCAAAGUCUCUGUUUACGUUUGCCGGCUAGCCAUUGUUAGCAAAAGAAUUUCAUAAUAACACAUUACGUGGCCUUUUACGCCACUAACACUGUCGUAACACGUCCACAGUCAGUAAUUAGACAGUACUAUGUUUAUGACAGAUUUAAUGACAGAAGUGCUGAUAAACAGUAUAAACUAAAGCUUUCACUAUUGUUAAUACAAAAAGCGGCCAUCUUGCAUUCGAAGUCGGGGAGAUGAGCUUUCUCCAACCAUCCGAAUCGAAACAUCAACUUAAGGGGUCGUCCCAGUUUCGACUUCCAAGUCCGGGGUUUAUAAUUCCGAUCUCUGAGGUGUAAUAGAAUGCGGAAUUAUUCUAACAGCCUCAUUUUUGUGACUGUGCAGGGCAGCAGCAUUUCAUCAAACAGCUUCUAUAGGUGUUUCAGGUGUUUUUCUAAAUUUGAGGUAUUAAAUUAACCUGAAGCUCCUCCACAUGUCUCAAUCUAAACAUCUAGAGAGAAUAAAUCCCCACUGUAGUUGUAUCUUUUUCUGUGUUAUCACAAGCUGCCUUUCCACCACUGUGUGUUAAAGAUAUCAGGCGUAAAUAUGAUAUCUGUUGGUAUAGUAAUAUAUUUUUAAACUGAUCAAAUGGGAGAUUUAUUUUAUAUUUUAUAACGGUGUUCCCUGUUGCAAAAACUGAGGUUAUGUUGUAUUUGACCUGGGUUCGAGCGUAGUGUGUGUGCCUUUUUUGGUCUAACUUAUUUUCAAUGUGUCAAAGUUUUUACUGUUUAGUUAUGACAAUGCACCCUGUGGAUUAUCUCUGGGUCUGAUGAUGCCAAACGUGUGUUUACAGCAGUAAUUAUUUCGUACAGUACAAAGUGUUUUAUUUUGAAAAUGACUUACUCGUGUGAGUGUCUUAAACCUUUAUUGCUAUAUUAAUAUUGCACGCUCCUGUCAUUCAUUUGAGUUCCAUUGUCUUUGGAAGAGUUGACACAAUGGAUGUGCAAGAUUCUUUUUAUGAGAGUGGCUCUAUUUAAUAGAAACUUGGAGUCGGUUUACAGCAACAGCACAAACAGCAGCUUUCAAACUGAUCGCAGUGAAAUCAGCAGGUGAACAUCAGAAGUUAUGAUGAAUUUUUAUUUGCAGGACUGUUGAAUGAGAUUGCAUUAGUUUUAGUUAGGUUGUUCCUAAUAAACUGGUCAUUGUAUACAGUAAGAUAGUGUGUGUGUAUUGUGUCUUUAAAGUAUUUUAAUAUUUUGUCUUUUGUGAAAGGUACAAUGAGAUUAUAGAUGCACAACGAAUGAUAUAAAAUCACUCACUACAGAAAAUAAAUAACUAAAUAAACCUGUAUUCACACUAAUGCAAUUUCUGAUUAUUAUUGCAAUGCUUGUGGUUAUCAGAAGAUAUUGGCAUGACAGGCAAAAACAAUGUCACUGUAGUGUUACUGUUUUUACAGGAAUGAAGUCAGGCUGCAUGUAAGGGGACAUUUGUAUGCUGAUUUUUGUACCUAAAUGAUUGUCCUGUUAUUAAAUGAUUUUCCAGUUAACAA